Dufourea novaeangliae is the source of this 3221-nucleotide messenger RNA. RefSeq names its product LETM1 and EF-hand domain-containing protein anon-60Da, mitochondrial (gene Letm1). Gene Ontology annotation, cellular component: mitochondrial inner membrane. Bases 176 to 2485 code for a protein of 769 amino acids. The transcript is spliced from 7 exons. Gene Ontology annotation, biological process: intracellular monoatomic cation homeostasis. The record is from RefSeq and is a predicted model, not a curated record. NCBI's taxonomy places the organism in Eukaryota, Metazoa, Arthropoda, Insecta, Hymenoptera, Halictidae. Gene Ontology annotation, molecular function: calcium ion binding; ribosome binding.
CGGAAAAAAGAUAAACGCUAAGUCACGCUAGUAAUAUUGAAAGCACAGAUGAUCUUUGAUCUCUAAUCACUAUGUUCAAGACGGAAAAUGUGUAAUGGCCGUAUUUUACCACAUAUUUGCAGUGAAACACGGCUCCAAAAAAGUACAUAUAUACGAAAAAAGGAUCUAAUAUAAAAUGAACACACUAAUUCAUACGAAAGCGAUGAUAAUCGGCCACGGCAGAACGAUCCGACAAUAUGGUUGUUUCAAGUUGUGGUACAAUACCAAUCAAAUACAUGGAAGUCUGGCACUUAUUUACACUGGUAAAAGAGAUCCAAGAAACACUAGAGUAUUAAUACAUUCUACAAUAACACAAACCUGUAAUAAUAUUAAUAUUAAUCCGUCAUAUUUGCAACUCCGUACGUUUUAUAUAACACCGACAUGGAAGGGUCAAGAAUCAUCUUCCAAAGUGGAAGAUACAGUGAAAAAUAUCAAAGAACAAAAGGAACUCAAAGAGAAAAUGGAUAGUACUGUUAAACAGUCUACUUCCAAAGCAGUGGUAGAAAAGCGUACCCUAUGGCAGAAAGUCAAGGGAGAGAUAUUGCAUUAUUAUCAUGGGUUUAGAUUAUUGGGGCUUGAUAUGAAAAUUUCAGCAAAGCUAGUUUGGAGAAUUUUGCGAGGUAAAGAACUUAGCAGAAGAGAACACAGAUUGCUUAUAAAAACAACUGGUGACCUGUUUAGGCUUAUUCCGUUCUCUGUUUUUAUUAUCGUUCCUUUUAUGGAAUUUCUAUUACCCCUUGCUAUCAAGAUUUUCCCUGGCAUGCUACCAUCCACCUUCCAAACGGCAACAGAGAAGGAGGAUAAAUUGAAACAAGCACUAAAGAUUAAAAUUGAGAUGGCUAAAUUCCUACAAAAAACACUGGAUGACAUGGCAGUACAGUCGUCGGAUUAUAGGUCGACAAAGGCUAAGGAGUUUGCGGAAUUCUUCUAUAAAGUUCGAACCUCUGGUACCACAGCCACAAAUGAAGAAAUAAUGCAAUUUAGCAAACUUUUUGAGGAUGAAAUUACAUUGGACUCCCUUUCGCGGCCACAAUUAGUGGCAUUGUGUAGAGUAUUAGAUGUGCAAACUCUGGGAACGACGAACUUUUUACGAUUUUUACUUCAAAUGAGAUUGAGAAGUCUUUCUGCGGAUGACAAGCUGAUAGAAAAGGAAGGUAUAGAAUCUUUGACUAGAAGUGAAUUACAGCAAGCCUGUAGGGCACGCGCAAUGCGAGCAUACGGUUUGCCGGAAAGCAAGUUGAAAGAGCAAUUGUCUCAAUGGCUGGACUUGAGUCUGAACAAAAAAGUCCCACCAUCGUUAUUGCUUCUCUCGCGAGCACUCAUGGUCCCAGAAACCAUACCGAUGUCGGACAAAUUGAAGGCUACUAUUUCAGCCCUUCCUGACACUGUUGUCGCCCGUACUCAAGGAGCAAUUGGGGAGAAGGAAGGUAAAAUGGAUCAUAAGACUAAUAUUGAAAUAAUCAAGAUGGAAGAGCGUAAGAUCGAGGAGGAACGGCAAGAGAAGAAGGAAAGCGAGCCUCAGCCAUCAGUCUUUAUGGAAAAGGCUGACGAAAUUACAAAUACAGACGUGAAAGUGUUAGAGCAGGCUUUAGAUAAUAUUGGAAAGGAUAAGAAGAAGAUGUCGGUGGAGAAGGAGGAAUUGAAGGAGCUGAAAGAAGAGAUGGCCGAUUAUCAGGAAGAUCUUAAAGAACUUUAUGAAAUUAAAGCGGCUGCGAAGGGCCAGGAAGAUGUAGAAAGUAUUAAAGAGUCCAAGGGCGCUAAGCGAUUAUUUAAUAAAGUGAACAAGAUGAUUGGAAAGAUGGAUGCGGUGUUGGAGCAGUUGGAAUCCAAGAAGCAAGUUAAACAGAAGGCUGUAGGCUCUGAUGCAGAGGAAUCCCCUUCUUCUAAAAACGUCGAGGAAUUAGUUAGAAUCGACGAAUUAAUUAUCGCUAUUAAACAAAUUCAAAAUGUACCUGAUGAGCAUCGGUUACGUCGCAUAGCAGAAAUUUUGGCAAAAAUUGAUGACGACAGAGAUGGUUCUAUAAAGAUUGAAGAUGUUCUAAAGGUUGUGGAACUAAUUGGAAAGGAAGAUAUUAAAUUAAGUAAAAAUCAAGUACAUGAAUUAAUCGAGUUAAUCGAUAAAGAAGAAAUCUUAGAAGUAGAAGAACAAAUUCAAAAGUCAUUACAGAAAGAGUCGAAAUCGGAAAGUUCGAAAACGAAAGAAAAUUCCGAAGAGAAAUAUAUUCCGCCAAUAUCUCCAGUUCCUGCGACACCCGUAACGACUGAAAAAGGUUUUGGUAAAGAGGAAUUAGACGAAGAUUACACUGCACACUCACCCAAACAGGAAAGAGAGAAGUCGGCUGCGGUUCUUAAAGGUAGUUCCUCUUCCGACGCAGUGAGAAAUGCCCCAUUGGGCCCUGGUGUCCCACCACCGACAAAAAAAGCGGAAGGCUCUAAACAGCUGUGAUUACCGCACAAUAAACUAUAAAUUAAUGUAUGUAAUUAUUAAUACAAUCUUUUUACCGGACAUUCAUCGAAGGAGAUAAUGCAUCGUCAUCUCUAUAUAUAUUUUCACGCAUACAUUUUUUUAGCAACUGAGUUUGAAUACAGUGAAAAUCUUUUACGAAGUCUUGAGACACAGGAAAAGUCUUCAUAGGAUAAUUACAAUAGUUUACAUGUACGUAUCAAACGGUUCUAUCAUGAAACGCUGCCGCAUACAUAGUCUUCGCUACUUAGGAACAAGUUUUACCGAAAUCGCUAAAAGAACGUUGAACGAAUUUUUGUAUUUAUUAUGAAAGCAGAUUUUGAAUAUUUUCAUUAAGACUGCGAUGCAUUUAACGGCAUCUGUUUGUCAUUUUGAUCUAGAAAUUGCAAGACAUCUGUGCUGGCCACAAAAUCACCACCUUAUAUGCAAAUUCUUGAAUAUGGAAAAAAUAUUGUUUAAAAAAUUAUACGUGACAAUACUGCAGUCGUUGAUAUUGUUGAUUAGCAAUGAGAUUACAAACCGAGCAACCUGUUUUUGUUUUAGUGAAGCUCAAUUCCAAAAUAUUGUACUAUCGCGAAGAAUCAUUCCACCUGUCCGAGUAUUGACUAUUGUUACAGAACUAUAAACAAUAAACACAGAUCUCUGUGAGUGAAGUUCAAGGAAAGAUAUAUUGUACAUUUAUAGGAUAAAGUAAUUUUAUUAACUGUAAUGUACAUAA